CGAAUGUUCUUAAUAGGUCAUGAAUGAGAUGACGUAGGAUGGAGCACCUUCGUUGGGCGAUGAGAGCGAGGAGGGCGAAAGGGCCAGUCCUGCGUCUAUAAAAGGGCGCACUGUUGAGCUUCCCUCUUCGACAUUAACGCAACAAACUCAACACAAAAACAACUACUCGAACACACAAAGCUUCAGCUUUAAACCAAUCUACUUUUACUACCUCAAACACAUCUAAACAACAUGUCUUCCUCUCCUUCUCGCACUCACGGUAACAUGGAAUCCGCCAAGGGCGCCGUAAAAGAGAACGUUGGCAAGGUACUCGGUAACCAAUCGAUGAGAGUCGAGGGUGCUUCCCAGCGCGCGGCCGGUAACGCCGAAGUAGAGGCUGUCAAGACGGCCAACUAUGCUGAUGGGCAAAUGGACUCGAUGGGCGGAUCUAUCAAGAAGAACGUGGGAAGUGCCAUUGGGAAUGAGCGGAUGCAGGCAUCAGGGGCCCAGACAGAGGCUGCGGGUGAGAUGAAGAAGGCUGCGAACCAGUAAACUUUGUAUACUAUAAAUAAAGAACAUUGGACCAUAUUGUGACUAUA
Spizellomyces punctatus DAOM BR117 is the source of this 578-nucleotide messenger RNA. RefSeq names its product DNA binding protein. Lineage: Eukaryota; Fungi; Chytridiomycota; Chytridiomycetes; Spizellomycetales; Spizellomycetaceae. The record is from RefSeq and is a predicted model, not a curated record. The coding region runs from base 232 to 531 and encodes 99 amino acids. The transcript has 2 exons.